Messenger RNA from Oikopleura dioica, 252 nucleotides. NCBI's taxonomy places the organism in Eukaryota, Metazoa, Chordata, Appendicularia, Copelata, Oikopleuridae. The record is from the annotation of a GenBank genome assembly.
AUGAAAAGUUUUCUUUUGACAAUUUUAAUCAGCGCCGUCUCCGCCCUCCCGCCCGUGCCAGAAUGGUCAAUCUUCAAGUUCUGGACGGAAAACGCCCACCGAAUCGUCGAAAACGAGCAGUGCAAAGCCUCCUGGACCCUUUUCCACGGCUGCGAGCUCGCUGAUGUUUCCAACUGCAAAGUGGGAAGCGCGACUGAAGUUUGGGACUGGGACACUUUUUCCUGCCACUGUUUUUGCGUCAUUGAAGAUUGA